Molecule: messenger RNA, 1920 nt
Organism: Colletotrichum karsti
Lineage: Eukaryota; Fungi; Ascomycota; Sordariomycetes; Glomerellales; Glomerellaceae
Product: isoamyl alcohol oxidase
Exons: 4
Coding region: 1-1920 (639 amino acids)
Molecular function (GO): oxidoreductase activity; FAD binding
Source: RefSeq, a predicted model, not a curated record
AUGGCGACAAUCAUCACGAUAUUGCGGAAUCCUCUUGGGUUAUCGCCAGCACCAUCGCCUCGAGCGCAACGAUUUCAAGACUACCAAGAGAAUCAACCAGAUACGAGAUCUGCGUCGAACAGCAUUAUGGGGCGCCUAUCUUUGACGCAUCUUCUGAUCAUCGGCAUCUUUUCACUAGUUGUCAAGGCCGUUGUCACCAACCGGCUUGUACCGUACUCAGAGAACGGCAAGAGCUAUGAGUGCAAGUGUUCGCCGGCCGACGAUUGUUGGCCCAAGGCGGACGCCUGGGUCAAGCUCAACGUCAGCGUUGGGGGCAACCUUAUUCAGAACAUCCCUCCUGCUGCCGUUUGCUACAACCAAUACCGUGGGAUCUCGACAUACAACUCUGCCAAAUGCGCCGAGGCAACGGCCAAGUGGACGGAUGAGAGAUGGCAGAUCUCCCAACCAGCAUCACAGCUGUGGACUUGGGGAAGCAACAACACCUGCGAACUGACAACUGAUCCUACACGAAACUGCUCAUCCGGCAACUAUCCCGAAUAUGUCAUUAUCGCCAAGACGAAGGCUCACAUCAAGGCUGGCGUCGACUUUGCGAGAUCACGGAACAUCCGACUGGUUAUCCGCAAUACUGGUCACGACUUUGAGGGACGAAGCGCUGGUGCCGGCUCUUUGGCUAUCAAUACCCACAACUUCAAGGAUAUCUCCUUUGUGGACAGCUACAGCGGUCCCGGAGACUACAGGGGCUCUGCCAUCACCAUCGGCGCUGGUGUUCAAGGGUACGAGAUUUCCGAUGCAGCUCACGCCAGAAACCCGCCUCAAAAUAUGUUGAUGGGAGAAUGCGAGACUGUUGGCGUUGCCGGCGGAUUCAUGGGCGGUGGUGGCCAUGGUCCUUUGAGCAAUCUGUACGGCUUCGGUGCUGACAACGCACUAUCCUUCGACGUGGUCACCGCUGCUGGAGACUUCAUCACCGCUAACUCUCAAACCAACUCGGAUUUGUACUAUGCUCUCAAGGGUGGCGGUCCUGGCAACUAUGCCGUCGUGCUGUCUGUCACCUUGAAGACGCACCCUGACACGACCCGCGGCGCCGGCCUCUACCUCAACGUCAACGGGACUACAGGAGCCAGCUUCGACCAGGUUAUGAAGGCCGUCAACAAGCUUCAUGAGCUCGGCAACCAGUUCGUGGACAACGGCCUCUAUGUCAUCUACGAGUUGUAUCCAGCAGUGAUUGGCGGAGCACUUCACAUUCAGCCUAUCAUGGGUAUGAACAAGACGGCAGCACAGCUUACCGCCAUCGUCCAGCCACUUCUAUCCUACCUCGACUCGCAAAACAUCCCCUACGACUCCGGCGUCAAGGAGUACCCGAACUACUACACCCUUUUCCACGACAUCUUCGAACCCGAGGCCGCUGCCCAAAACGGUCUGACUGGCGGAUGGGUCUUUACUCACCAGGACAUGGUGCAGAGUAACCAAGGCGCUGUUGCUGAUGCUAUCAAACUUGCUCUUGCCCCGGCUGCGGACAAGUUCGGCAUUGUCAUCAGCCACAUGUUUGAUCCAGGCAUGACGGUCAAGACACCCCAGAGUGCCACCCACCCGAGAUGGAGAGGAGCAACCAUGAGAACAAUGGCCAUUCUGCCCCAGGCUUUGGACGCUACUUGGGCUCAGAAGCUGGCUCUCAAUGAUUUGAUGGUGAACACCAUCACCGAAAAAUUCAAGCAAGCCGCUCCCAACGGUCUAGCUUACGUGAACGAGAACUAUGCGUUCAUGAAGAACUGGCAAGACGCCUUCUGGGGACCCAUUUACUCCAAGCUGGUUGCGACGAAGAAGAAGUGGGACCCUAAUGGCAUCUUCUUUUCCUGGUCGACACCUGGAAGUGAGGAGUGGACUGUUGUCGACUACUUGAACAGACUUUGCAAGAAGAAGUGA